CCUUGAGCCUCAGCUCAGAUCUUCCUUCCUCUGAAAAAUCUGCUCUGGUACCAGCCAUGCUCGCCGCAGCGGGCUCUCUGGUAGCCGCCAUCUGGGCAGCGCUCCAUCUCCGGACUCUGCUGCUGGCUGGGGUCACCUUCCUGUUCCUGGCUGAUUACCUCAAACGCAGGCGCCCCAAGAACUACCCGCCAGGGCCGCCGCGCCUGCCCUUCAUUGGCUGCUUUUUCCAGUUGGACUUUAAGCAGCCGCACCUGGCAGUUCAGAAGUUUGUGAAGAAAUAUGGGAAUGUUAUCAGUCUGGAUUUUGGAGUCAUGUCCUCAGUGCUUAUAAGCAGCCUGCCUUUAAUCAAAGAAGCCUUCACGAACCUGGAUGAAAAUUUUUUAAACCGCCCUAUAUUUCCUCUACAAAAACAUAUCUUUGAUGGAAAUGGGUUGAUCUUCUCCAGUGGCCAGACAUGGAAGGAGCAAAGAAGGUUCGCCCUGAUGACGCUGAGGAACUUUGGGUUGGGGAAGAAGAGCUUAGAGCAGCGCAUACGGGAGGAAGCCCACCACCUUGUGGAGGCCAUCGCAGAGGAGGGAGGACAGCCUUUUGACCCUCACUUCAGUAUCAACAAUGCGGUUUCCAAUAUCAUUUGCUCCGUCACCUUCGGGGAGCGCUUUGAGUACCAUGACAGCCGGUUUCAGGAGCUGCUGAGGUUACUGGAUGACGCCAUGUAUUUGGGCUCCUCAGUAAUGGUCAAUCUCUACAACAUCUUCCCAUGGAUAAUAAAACAUCUCCCAGGACAACACCAAACACUGCUGACUACCUGGAGAAGACUGAAAUUAUAUAUUUCUGAUAUAAUUGCCAAUCACCGCAAAGACUGGAACCCUGAGGAGCCGAGAGACUUCAUUGAUGCUUUCCUCAAUGAAAUGACAAAGUACCCAGACAAGACCACAAGCUUCAAUGAAGAAAGCCUCGUCUGCAGCACUCUGGACCUCUUCAUUGCUGGCACAGAGACAACGUCGACGACACUGCGCUGGGCUCUGCUCUACAUGGCCCUCUACCCAGAAGUGCAAGAAAAAAUACAGGCAGAGAUUGACAGAGUGAUUGGCCAAGGAAGACUGCCCAGCCUGGCUGACCGAGAUUCCAUGCCCUACACCAAUGCUGCGAUCCAUGAGGUGCAGAGAAUGGGCAAUAUUGUUCCUAUGAACGUUCCCAGGGAAGUGGCAGUUGACACUACACUGGCUGGAUUCCACCUGCCCAAGGGGUCUAUAGUCAUGACCAAUUUCACCGCACUGCACAUGGACCCCAAAGAAUGGGCCACGCCUGACGUCUUCAAUCCUGAGCACUUUCUGGAGAACGGACAGUUUAAGAAGAGAGACUCCUUUCUGCCGUUCUCAAUGGGAAAGAGAGCUUGCCUUGGAGAACAGUUGGCCAGGUCUGAGCUGUUCAUUUUCUUCACUACCCUUGUGCAAAAAUUUACCUUCAAGCCGCCAGCUAAUGAGAAGCUGAGCACGAAGUUCAGAUUUGGCAUCACCAUGUCCCCAGUCAGCCACCGCAUCUGUGCUGUCCCGAGAUUGUGAUGUCAGA
Molecule: messenger RNA, 1569 nt
Organism: Acomys russatus (golden spiny mouse)
Lineage: Eukaryota; Metazoa; Chordata; Mammalia; Rodentia; Muridae
Product: cytochrome P450 2J4-like
Exons: 9
Coding region: 57-1562 (501 amino acids)
Biological process (GO): xenobiotic metabolic process
Cellular component (GO): cytoplasm; intracellular membrane-bounded organelle
Molecular function (GO): iron ion binding; oxidoreductase activity, acting on paired donors, with incorporation or reduction of molecular oxygen, reduced flavin or flavoprotein as one donor, and incorporation of one atom of oxygen; heme binding
Source: RefSeq, a predicted model, not a curated record